Molecule: messenger RNA, 834 nt
Organism: Adineta ricciae
Lineage: Eukaryota; Metazoa; Rotifera; Eurotatoria; Adinetida; Adinetidae
Source: the annotation of a GenBank genome assembly
AUGGUUCACCCGAAUGUAUCACACAUGUCACGCACACGUCGGUUCGAAACAAAGCUAUUUCGUCUACGCAACACAUAUCCACGUAGUGUAUUAAUUCUCCCUCUUCUACUCCUGAUUCCUGUAUGGAUCUAUUCACGUGAUGAUCUCACUCAAGCACCUGCUCCAUUGAAAAUAACACCACAAUUACUUGAUUCGUUUCGUCAAAAACUUAACAGUUCUCAUCACAAUGCAGACAUCGAGAGAGUCUGGAGCCAAAUAAUCGAAAAAUUUAUACCCUUACCACUCGAUCAGUACGUUGGUUCUCAUGCAGUACCGCUUCUCGCUUCUAUUCUUCUUACCAAUGAAUCUAUUCUUGAACUUGGCUGUGGCAAUUCAAGUACACCAAUGCUUCAUAACAUAUCACUCACCUUCAAUCGUCACGUUCUAUCAGUUGAUUCUAACAAAGACUAUUUGUCAACGUUCUCGUCGGUAAUGUUAACCAAGCCAUUGCAUCAAUUUCAACAUGCACUUGACUGGAGUGCCAUCGGAAACGAUCGUCAGUGGAGUGUUGUCUUUGUCGACAAUGCUCCGGAGAAGCGUCGAAUACACGACAUUAUUAAACACGCAUAUAGAUCACAACUUAUCGUUCUUCACGAUUCAGAGAGUGCAGGAUAUAUGUAUGACAAAGCUUCUCCAUUUUUUCCGUAUCAGUAUCGAUAUCAAUAUUUGAAAGCAUAUACUGAUGUCUGGAGUACGACCAAUUCAGAAUUAAUUGAAAAAGUUCGAUAUUUGUCAGAAUUGACAGUUCAAUGGCAAUUACCACGGAUGAAUAUCAAGAAAAAAGACACAGUUUAA